UGUUAAGUAUAUCAACUUGCCAUUAAUUCACAGCUCAAAUUAAGAAGAGAAACUACACCCCCCGGCCCCUUCUGAUCUCCUCUUCCUAUCAUCUCCUGAUUCAUCUCCUUUGCCGGGCAGUUAGCUAGCAAGGUUAAUUUAGUCCCUGGAUAAGUACUGGAAUGACAAAGGUAUACCCCAACGUCGCUCCCACCACUACUAAUAAGAAGCAGCAGCUGUUCAAUCUCAAGCCCGCUAAUAACGCCUUGGAUGUAGAUCAUGCGGUUGUCCUAACCGUGUGGAAGAAGUCUUUGCUGUUCAAUUGCCAUGGCUUCACGGUCUAUGACGGCAGGGGCAACCUUGUGUUUAGGGUUGACAACUACAUGGCCACUUCCGGUAAUAAUGGUGAGAUCGUUCUCAUGGAUGCUGUUGGCAAGCCUCUCCUCACCAUCCGUCGCAAGAGGUUGAGCCUUGGAGAUAACUGGCUAGUGUAUGAAGGGGAAACAACCACCAACCCUCGGUUUUUGGUGAAGAAGCAUGUUAACAUCCUCAACACAAAGUGUUUGGCUCACGUUAGUCCGGCCUCAGGCAGUAACAAGAACGUUGUGUACGAGAUAGAGGGAUCGUAUGCACAAAGAUGUUGUGCCGUAUACGAUGAGAAGAAGAGAAGAGUGGCUGAGAUCAAGCAGAAAGAGUCGGUGGGUGGGGUGGCUUUUGGUGUUGACGUAUUCCGCCUCAUUGUUGGUCCAGAAAUGGGAACCUCUAUGGCCAUGGCCAUGGUCAUCCUCCUCGACCAGAUGUUUGGCUCAACCAGACGAUUCUCUACCUAAGCACUAGCUAUGGCACUUGCCACAAACAUGGAAUCAAAGGCCAGGGUAUAUUAAUUUAUAGUACAGUACAUAAUUAAUCUGCAAAGAACGAAUGAUCAUCCCAUUCUGAUUUUGAAUUUUGAUCUGCUAGCUUUAUCCAGCUUGAACACUGUGGGAACUGGAAAGUUAAUUGUAACACCACCAUCACCAUCUCGUCCCUGAGGGCCUUUACCUUCUUGGAUACGACCUUUUUACAUGCAAACCCCCACCUUUUCUUCUUUAAUUCUUCUUCUUCUUCUUGUUUUUACGACCUUUUUACAUGCAAAUCCCCACCUUUUCUUCUUUAGUUCUUCUUCUUCUUCUUCUUCUUGUUUUUUUUUACUGGCAAUCAGAGCUAGCUUGGUUUUUUCCUUUUAAAUAAAAAACCAAAGCUCCAUGUGGGAGAUAUAUCAUGUAUAUACGCAUGUAUUUCAAUAGAAAAAACCAAACUACAAUAGUUUGAUGUCUCA
Populus trichocarpa (black cottonwood) is the source of this 1297-nucleotide messenger RNA. RefSeq names its product protein LURP-one-related 8. Lineage: Eukaryota; Viridiplantae; Streptophyta; Magnoliopsida; Malpighiales; Salicaceae. The transcript is spliced from 3 exons. The coding region runs from base 162 to 809 and encodes 215 amino acids. The record is from RefSeq and is a predicted model, not a curated record.